This is a messenger RNA of Malania oleifera, 1233 nucleotides long. RefSeq names its product transcription factor bHLH104-like. Lineage: Eukaryota; Viridiplantae; Streptophyta; Magnoliopsida; Santalales; Ximeniaceae. Gene Ontology annotation, biological process: intracellular iron ion homeostasis; regulation of DNA-templated transcription. The transcript is spliced from 5 exons. The record is from RefSeq and is a predicted model, not a curated record. Gene Ontology annotation, molecular function: DNA-binding transcription factor activity; protein dimerization activity. The coding region runs from base 375 to 1040 and encodes 221 amino acids.
AGAAAAGAAGGGAUACAACAAAUUCAAUAUGCCUAAAAUAACACCUUUAAUUAAUCAUUUCUGUCGUUUCCCUAAAAAUGGCCUCAUUUUCUUUGACUGAUCCAGUCCAAUUUGAUCAGGCGUCGUUUUGAAGUUCCGGACAAGAGUGCCGUCGGUCAAGAGCAUUGUAAAACGACGCCGUUUCAGCUUUUCCUCUCUUUAUCCAUUACAGCGCCGGGGCCGGAGGUUCAGGGUUUAAAAAGUCGUAUCUCCUUCAAAUCAGAGUGUGCCAUUAUUGACACCUCUGAUUAUUCUUAAUCAAUGAGUGCUUCCUUUCUCGAUUUUAAAAUUUAGGUUUUCACUAUUUUCCAGUUUUAAAAUUUUCUUCGGUUGCUAUGGAAUCGUUUGACGAUAGUAGCUGGGAUUUUCUUGAUUACAGUAUCAUCAACGAUACCCCGUCGACCGAUUUGUCUUGGAUUACCCGCAGUGCUGUGGAAAUUGAUUUUCCGCACGGUGGUGUGGCAUCCCAGCAGCAAAAAGAGUGCCGAGAAAAUGAUAGCACGCGAAAGAGGGGACACAGUGAUUCAUGGAGCAGGGGAGGAACCAAAGCUUGCCGUGAGAAAUUGCGGAGGGAAAAAUUAAAUGACAGGUUUUCAGACUUGAGCUCCACUUUGGAACCUGGGAGACCUGCCAAAACUGAUAAGUUAACUAUCCUCAGUGAUGCCAUCCAAGUUGUGAAUCAGCUAAGAACCGAAGCUCAAGAGCUUAAAGAGGCAAAUGAAAAGCUGCUGGAUGACAUUAAAAGCUUAAAGGCAGAGAAGAAUGAGCUUCGUGAGGAGAAACUCAAAAUGAAGACAGAUAAAGAAAGGCUGGAGCAGCAACUGAAAGUUAUGACAAUGCGACCAGCUGGGUUUAUGCCAGCGCACCCAACAGCUUAUCAUGCUGGGGCGAGCAAGAUGCCUGUUUUCCCUGGAUAUGGUUUGAUCCCAAUGUGGCAAUGUUUACCUCCAUCUACGCUUGAUACAUCCCAUGACCAUGAGCUGAGGCCACCUGCUGCAUAGCAAUUUUAUUUGUAUGCAUUGAUUCUUGAUGGCUCAUUUUAUGAUUCUUGUUUUUUCACCCCAUUUUGUAUUAUCAAAAAGUUACUGCUACACUAAUUUGACCGAAUUUUAGAUUUAAUUGGGAACGAACGGAUGGAAUAAUUGGGGAUUGAAUGGAUGGAAUAAUUAAUAAGAGGGUAAUUGGUUUUUUUUU